UUGUGCUCGGCACCAGUGUCGCAUUGAUUUUCAACUGCAGUUCAGAAUCCUCAUGGCUAAAACACCCACAUGGGAAUUCAUUUGUUCUGUUUCAAUUUAACCGAAUUUAACGACGUUUUUUUCCCCAUCACCUGCUGAGUGAGAUAUUUGUAAGAUAUUUGUUUUACCUAAUUUUAAACAUUCUUUGGAGAAAACAUCAGUCUUAUUUGAGAGGUAGCCUUUAACCUCGUUGAGGUCCCCAAAUGAAGGUUGAGGGUUUAGCUGAAGGCAGGGCUGGGGGUAACCCCUGCCCUGGUCCUGCCAGCCAGUGCUGUAUCUCGCGACUGCUAAGCGUGGUGGAGAGCGAGUUGCAAGCGGGGCGCGAGAAGGGGGACCCCACCGAGAAGCAGCUGAAGGUGACGCUCGAGGAAGCGGAACUGUGGCGGAAGUUUAAGGAAGUCACCAAUGAGAUGAUAGUCACCAAGAGCGGCAGGAGGAUGUUUCCGGUGCUGAAAGUGAGUGUAUCGGGUCUGGACCCCAACGCCAUGUACUCCUUCCUGCUGGACUUCCAGCCAGCUGACAGCCACCGCUGGAAGUACGUUAACGGGGAGUGGGUUACAGCCGGUAAACCGGAGCCUGCCGGUAAUGGUUGUGUGUACAUCCAUCCCGACUCACCCAACUUCGGAGCCCACUGGAUGAAGGCACCUGUCUCCUUCAGCAAGGUCAAACUCACCAACAAGCUCAACGGAGGUGGACAGAUCAUGUUGAACUCUCUCCAUAAGUAUGAACCUCAGCUCCACAUUGUGAGAGUGGGCGGAAGCCACCGAAUGGUCACUAACGUCUCUUUCAGCGACACACAGUUCAUCGCUGUCACUGCCUACCAGAAUGAAGAGAUCACCGCUCUGAAGAUCAAAUACAACCCGUUCGCUAAGGCUUUCCUGGAUGCCAAAGAGAGGAACCACCCGAACAGUCCAUUGGAGUCCCCAUUUGACAGCCAUAUGGGAAUUCAACACUGUGGCUGGUUUCUGUCUAACCCAGACUCGCUGUGUUCAGGUGGGGGUCCUAGCUUCCCCUAUAGCGGGGGUCUGCCUCUCGCCCCCCCUCAUGGGUACAAGCACUACCCCCCCAGGCCAGCUCCCUACCCCCCCUCCUACCUGCCGCACCGCACGCACCCUUCUGUCUCUCUGUCUGAGGGGCUACAGGUGUUGUCUGGGGGUCCUGAUGGCUGGUCUAGUGUCUCCUCCCCCGGCCCCUCCUCCUCAGCCCUACCCAUGACCACACCCUCCUCACCCCCGUCCACCAAUAGCAGCAGUCAGUACCCUUGUUUGUGGACGGUCGGGCGUACAGACGGGAGUCCUGCCUCUUCUCCCUGCGCCCAGCUUCAUGGACCAAUCAACAGCGAGAGCCACCCACAGCCACCCAAUCACGUCCGGCUGGGCGGGCCCGGUUGGCCACCUGUCUCCAGCCAUUCCUUCUAACAAACUAUAUGAUUGGUCGAUGCCCACAUGGGCAUGAUCAGUACUGCCCUGCGACCCGGCCCUGGAAGCCCUUUAAUGAACACAUCUUAGAUAAUAGGUGUUCCUCUGCCCAGGCGUUGCCAGAUGUUACAUCUUCUGGAAAGGUAUUUUAAGUAUCAGCUAACCACAUCAUAUUUCAUAGCAACCUGAUGCCCAGUCGAUGACGUGGCACAGAACCACUGGUUGAUGAAUGCAACGUCUGAGCAGGGGAAGGCGACCAACGUGUGUGUGCAUGUGAUGCCAUACAAAUGUGUUAGUGUGUGUGCACCUCAAAAAACGAAGGCCCAGAUUCAAUCAGAUCAAGCGUUAACUGGCAAUAGCAGACACCUGCAUAGCGGAUGUUUUGGCUUUGCUGGAGGUGGAACUGCGUUGGAGCUGUCAAAUCGGCGAGCAGCUGCUCUUGCGAUCAUUGUCACGAAGCCACACUGUCCCGCUGGCGUUAGAAGUUCAGAAGGAGAAAGUGGAGGCUGUAUAGAAAUAAUGACCCUCACAUUGAAAAACAUUCAACCAAAUAGUUUCUAUCAUCAUAAUGGAGGUGUAGAUCACAUCUCACAUUCCACUGUUCUGACUUAGAAACAAGGCUGCAUGGGAUUUCUGUUCAUGCCACUCCGUGCAGCCAAUGGCAAUGUCCACUUUAGGUAUAAUGCCAGGAGCCGCUUGUGGAUUUGACAGCUUCUAACGCAGUCCUACCUCCGGCACCUCCGAAACGACCGCUGUGCGGAUGUUGGACAAAGUGGAUCUGAUUGAAUCAAGCCCUAAAUGUCUCUGCCUGCUUUCAAAUGACUUAUCAUUCUAUGUUUGUGGUUCAGCCCUGACAGACUAACUCUGGGCCCUGACAGACUAACUCUGGGCCCUGACAGACUAACUCUGGGCCCUGGUAAUAAUAUAUGUCAAACUGCCAAUAUGCAGGAGUCAGAAUAAAUAUCUAUGUGAAACUACAGUACAGAAAAAUAUGUAUUAUGUCUCUGUCUUCAUUCUGUCAGCUUUAUGAUAAUGUUUCUGUCUGAUAAAUGCUGUUCAUUGUAAAACGCUGAAAAUAAACAUUGGCCA
Molecule: messenger RNA, 2546 nt
Organism: Oncorhynchus mykiss (rainbow trout)
Lineage: Eukaryota; Metazoa; Chordata; Actinopteri; Salmoniformes; Salmonidae
Source: RefSeq, a predicted model, not a curated record